Messenger RNA from Callorhinus ursinus (northern fur seal), 2579 nucleotides. It is a transcript of the gene HSD17B4, whose product is annotated as hydroxysteroid 17-beta dehydrogenase 4. The record is from RefSeq and is a predicted model, not a curated record. Gene Ontology annotation, molecular function: oxidoreductase activity. Lineage: Eukaryota; Metazoa; Chordata; Mammalia; Carnivora; Otariidae.
AGGUCACUCCCAUCCCCUCCCCUCCAAUUCCCCUUUCCUCCGUGUCUCGCAGUGCCCGCUGCAGCUGUUCGGCUGGUGUGUGUGUCUGUCGCAGCAGGCUGGACUCAUGGCCUCGCCCCUGCGAUUCGACGGGCGGGUGGUGCUGGUCACCGGCGCGGGGGGAGGACUGGGCCGAGCCUAUGCCCUGGCUUUUGCAGAAAGGGGUGCAUCCGUUGUUGUGAAUGACUUAGGUGGGGACAUCAAGGGAUUGAGUAAAGGCUCCUUAGCAGCUGCUGAUAAGGUUGUUGAAGAAAUAAGAAGUAAAGGUGGAAAAGCUGUGGCCAACUAUGAUUCGGUGGAAGCAGGAGAGAAGGUUGUGAGGACAGCACUAGAAGCUUUUGGAAGAAUAGAUGUUGUGGUCAACAAUGCUGGAAUUCUGAGGGACAAUUCUUUUGGUAGGAUAAGUGACGACGACUGGGAUAUAAUCCACAGGGUCCAUUUGCGAGGCUCGUUCCAAGUUACCCGGGCGGCUUGGGAUCAUAUGAAGAAACAGAAGUUUGGAAGGAUUGUUAUGACUGCAUCAGCUUCAGGAAUUUAUGGCAACUUUGGCCAGGCCAAUUAUAGUGCUGCAAAGCUGGGUCUUCUGGGCCUUUCAAAUACCCUGGCAAUUGAAGGCCAGAGAAGCAACAUUCACUGUAACACCAUUGCCCCUGCUGCUGGAUCACGGAUGACCCAAAGCAUUAUGCCUGAAGAUCUCAUGGAAGCUCUGAAGCCGGAUUACGUGGCCCCCCUGGUCCUUUGGCUUUGCCAUGAGAGCUGUGAGGAAAAUGGUAGCUUGUUUGAGGUUGGAGGUGGAUGGAUUGGAAAACUACGCUGGGAGCGGGCCCUUGGAGCCAUUGUGAGACAGAAGAAUCAGCGAAUGACUCCCGAGGCCGUGAAGGCCAACUGGAAGAAGAUCUGUGACUUUGAUAAUGCCAGCAAGCCGCAGAGAAUUCAAGAAUCAAUUGGCAGUAUAAUUGGAGUUCUGAAUAAAAUAGAUUCAGAGAGAGGAGUUUUGACAAAUCCUACGAGUCACGCAGCAUCAACAGCUACAUCGGAAUUUGCUGGAGCCAUUGGCCAUAAGCUUCCUCCCUUUUUUUCUGCUUACACGGAACUGGAAACUAUUAUGUAUGCCCUUGGCGUGGGGGCAUCAAUCAAGGAACCGAAAGAUAUGAAAUUUAUAUAUGAAGGAAGCACCGAUUUCUCCUGUUUGCCUACCUUUGGAGUUAUUAUAGCUCAGAAACCUAUAGUAGGUGGAGAAUUAUCAGGGAUUCCUGGGUUUUCGGUCAACUUGGAAAAGGUUCUCCACGGGGAGCAAUACUUGGAGUUAUAUAAACCACUUCCCAGAGCAGGAAACUUAAAAUGUGAAGCAGUCAUUGCUGAUGUCCUAGAUAAAGGAUCCGGUCUAGUAAUUCUUGUGGAUGUCUAUUCUUACUUUGAGGAGGAACUUGUAUGUUAUAAUCAGUUCUCUAUUUUCGUUGUUGGCUCUGGAGGCUUUGGUGGAAAACGGACGUCAAACAAAGUCAAGGUAGCUUUAGCCGUGCCUAAUAGACCUCCCGAUGCCGUGCUUAGAGAUACCACCUCCCUUAAUCAGGCUGCUUUGUACCGCCUCAGUGGCGACUGGAAUCCCUUACACAUCGAUCCUAACUUCGCUGGUUUCGCAGGUUUCGACAAGCCCAUAUUACAUGGAUUAUGUACAUUUGGAUUUUCUGCCAGGCAUGUUUUACAGCAGUUUGCAGACAAUGAUGUGUCACGAUUCAAGGCAAUUAAGGUUCGUUUUGCAAAACCAGUGUAUCCAGGACAGACUCUACAAACUGAGAUGUGGAAGGAAGGAAAUAGAAUCCAUUUCCAAACCAAGAUCGAAGAAACCGGAGACAUUGUCAUUUCAAAUGCAUAUGUGGAUCUCAUACCAACAUCUGAUACUUCAGCAAAGACACCCUCUGAGGGUGGGGAGCUCCAGAGUACCCUGGUAUUUGAGGAGAUAGGUCGCCGCCUGAAGGAUAUCGGGCAUGAGGUGGCAGAGAAAGUAAAUGCCGUAUUUGAGUGGCAUAUCACUAAAGGUGGACACACUGCAGCCAAGUGGACUGUUGACCUAAAAAGUGGUUCUGGAAAAGUGUAUCAAGGCCCUGCAAAAGGCUCUGCUGACGCAACCUUCACGCUUUCAGAUGAAGAUUUCAUGGACGUGGUCCUGGGCAAGCUCGACCCUCAGAAGGCAUUCUUUAGUGGCAGACUGAAGGCCGGAGGGAACAUCAUGCUGAGCCAGAAGCUUCAGAUGAUUCUUAAAGACUAUGCCAAGCUCUGAAGGACACACUACAUUGUGAAUAAGAACAGAAAAAUUAAAUACUCUCAUCACCCAGAUAUGCAAAACCGAUUAAGCAAAAGUGAUCAAAACUAAGAUACAGGGAAGCUGCUUAUCAUUUUCAGGUUUUAGAUAACUUCUGAGAAUUUAAUUUUUUACUAACUUUUCACGUUAUUAUUCUUUUUACAAGAACCUGUAAGCCAGCACGUAAUAUCUUUCUGUUCUUAGAGCUCUAUCUUCAUAAUAAAAAAUUUUCACCCAA